Cyprinodon variegatus (sheepshead minnow) is the source of this 8427-nucleotide messenger RNA. RefSeq names its product telomerase-associated protein 1 (gene tep1). The coding region runs from base 125 to 7942 and encodes 2605 amino acids. Gene Ontology annotation, molecular function: telomerase activity; telomerase RNA binding; protein binding. Gene Ontology annotation, biological process: telomere maintenance via recombination. Gene Ontology annotation, cellular component: telomerase holoenzyme complex. The transcript is spliced from 56 exons. The record is from RefSeq and is a predicted model, not a curated record. Lineage: Eukaryota; Metazoa; Chordata; Actinopteri; Cyprinodontiformes; Cyprinodontidae.
CUGUUCCUGGUUUCAGUUGACAGCUGUUUUAUAGGUAGAUCAACUCCAGCAGGACACCGAGCGGUAAAGUCACAGCUUUGUUAGAAUCGGUCCUUUGUAUGUGGAGUUUAAGAGGCAUUCAGACAUGAGGUCGCUGACCUUGGAAAAGAUGGAUGUGGCCUCAGGAGAGCAGCAACAUCUGCCCACAUGUGGAAGCAGUCUGACCUCCAACUACUGUCCGCCAAGUUUGGAGAAUAAGAUUUUAAUGCAGGCCUCAGCAACAAAUCCCCAACCCUGGUCCUCGCUCUUUCCUACGCAACCUUCCUCCCAUUCUUCUCUUCAGCCAACCAGUCUGUCCUCCACCUCCUCCUUUCUUCUCUCCUCCUCUUGCUCAGCUGAUUCCCCCCUCCUCAGCACCCACAACAAACUCCUAACAACUAGUUCUAGCCUUACUCCUUCCUUGACCUCCACUGUUCCCUCAAACCCUUUGGUCUUCUCAACACUGACCGGGAACCUUCAGGUCUCUGGUUCUUAUUCAUUCCUGAAGAGCAAUCUGAGUGGAGAAAAGAAGAUUGAUGAAGAAGCAGAGGAUGAGGAUGAUGAGGAAAUCUCAGAGGAUAUGCAAUCCUCUUUUGAGGAAACAAGCGUGCUGGAUGAAGACCAGAUGUCUGAAGAGGACGGCGGUGGAGGAGACGCUGAGACCGCCGCAGAGUUACCGGUCAUCGACAUGGAGUGGAGGGACCAUGAGGGCGAUGACGCUGGGAUGAUCAAGCAGGAGGAAUUUGCAGAGCUAGAUGGAGGAACCCAAAGUGCUUUGGAAGACUUGAAAGAUAAAAAGUACCUUCUGUUGAACGCAGUCUGCUGCUCUCUGGUUAAUAAGAGCAAAGCUCCUGGCCAGCAGGACUGGGACUCAGAGAACAGUGUUUGGACCAGAAUCACUGAUCUGGCCAAGGACAUCUCUGUUGGUGACCCACAGUUUCUUCUUAAGGUUGCAGUUUACAGCCGACAGGAGUUAAACAUCCGAAUCACUACAAACUUCCUAUUGGCUCUGGCUGCCAGUCUGAACUCCACCAAGCCUCAUGUUCGCAGAUAUUUCUGUGCUGCAGUGCAGCUCCCCUCUGACUGGCUGGAAGUGGUCAGAAUCUACACUACGUGCUUCAGCCCCAGCCUGCCGACGUGUCUGAAGAAGGCCAUGGUCGACAAGUUUAAGCAGUUCAAUGAGUACCAGCUGGCCAAAUACAACACACGCAAACACCGCUGUAAACACAACCGGCAGAAACCAAAACGAAAGAAACCAACUUCUGCAGAUUUUAAACAAUGGGCUAAAUUCCUCAAUUCUGAACCAGAAGUUCUGAAGAAAUAUCUCCAGGUGGAGGAUGGCAGAGUGGUGGUGGAUAAAAAACAGGGCGAGUUCAGCCUGAAGAAGCUGAUCAAGAAGCUUCACAUUAAGGAGCCUGCUGACCUUGUUAUGGCCAUUCUUGGAAAAAAGUAUCCCAGUGAUGCGAAGGCGUUCAUCCACAGCGGGAUAAAGGGUGUGUGGGACCCAGACAGAGCCGGACAGCGGAUGAAGCUCAAAGAGCCUCAGACGUGGGAACGACUGCUCAGUAUGGAGGGCAACAAGGCCGCCACCUGGCAGAAGCUCAUAGACAGCAGAUCUCUUCCCUUCAUGGCCAUGUUGAGGAACCUAAGGAACAUGAUCACUAAGGGAAUCAGUGAGGCUCAUCACAAAAAGAUCCUCAGCAGGCUGACCAAUAAGAAUGCAAUCAUUCAGAGCCGACAGUUUCCUUUCAGAUUCCUCGCAGCUUACAAAGUUAUCAUGGAGCUUCGCGCUUUAGCCUCUGCGUCUGAGAAAGCGAUCCCAUCAACCAAAGAAAUCCUGGUGAGCAUCCUGAAGAAGAUUCCCAAAAGCAGGCGCAGCAAGAGCCAUGACUGGCAGACGUGUAAGAAGAGGGGACUGAAACUGACACUUGGUGUGCCGUUUAUCUACCGGCUGUAUAAAAACAAGAAGGCCCAGCUUCUAAAGGCCAGUCAGAGGCUGUACAGCGUCGACCUGUUGGACCGCUACCGUAAAGCCCUGGAGACGGCCGUUCAGAUCUCCUGCUCCUACAACGUGCCCCUGCUGCCUGGCAAAACCAUCAUUUUAGUCAUGGCUGACACUUGCAGUGACGAGUCCUGGAGCAAGAAGCAGGACUUUUGCCUCCCUCAUGACCCCGAUGAACAGGAAGACGAGGAGGACCAGGAAGAAAAGGGCACCAGAAAGCACGGGGGAAACGAGGAAGCGCACAACCCCCUCACUCCGACUAUGGAUGAGGUUUUGGCUUUACUCGCCUUGAUGAUCAAGAGCAGGUCUGAAGAUUGCCGGCUCUGCUUAAGUCAUUACAGCUGCGGUAAGGAAGUUGAGCUGAGUUCAGACGUUCUUUUGGAAAACGUCAGAAGCCUGGUCAAAGAAUUGAAGGACUUCGGCAACAAUAAUGAAGAACAGGAUACCAGUUUCUACUACAGGCUGUUUUCAAAGAAAAACAAGGUGGAUAACAUCAUCACGUUCAGACAGUCUUGGCUGGAAAAGGACUUGGAAUGUGCUAUCAAGAACUACAGAAAGGAAAACAAAAAAACCCUUUAUUUUGAUUUCGUAUUAGUGGAUGGGUCAUCUGGAGAAUCGGAGAAGCCUCGAGACAGGAAUGCUGUGGAGCUGAGAGGCUUCAGUGAGCAAAUCCUGAGAUUUAUAACAGAGCGAGGAUCUUCUCGGCUGUUGGAUCAUGUCGAGAAUUUGGACAAAUUGUACAACAUCCCACCACCAGAUGGAGCCAAAGAGAAGCAGAUCUCCAACAACACCAUGUCAUUGCCAGCCAUCCCGAAGCUGAGAUGGAGAGGUGUUCGAGUGUUCAUCUCCUCCACGUUCAGAGACAUGCACGCUGAACGGGAUGUCUUGGUGCGCAGCGUCUUCCCUGAGCUCCGCCGCCGCGCCGCAGCCCACUGCCUCCACCUACAGGAGGUGGAGCUCCGCUGGGGCGUGACCGAGGAGGAGUCGGAGAGGGCCACGGAGCUGUGUCUUUCUGAGGUUUGCCGCAGCCAGAUGCUGGUUGGGAUCCUGGGGGAGAGGUACGGCCAGGUGCCCCCCCGCCCUGUCCUACCAGACCUGCCCCAGUACAGCUGGCUGGAUUCUGCUCCAGCUGGUCUCUCCAUCACAGAGAUGGAGAUCCGCCAGUUCCAGGCUCUUUAUCCCGACUCGGCAAACCAGCGGAUGUUCUGCUACUUCAGAGAUCCAGUGGUUAUCAAAUCAGUCCCUGUGGCUUGGAGAUCACAUUUUGCUUCUGAAUCAAAUGAGGCCGAGAAGAAACUGACUUCUUUGAAGAGACGACUUUUGGAUGAUGGAGUCAAAGUCACUGAAAAUUACUCAUGUAUGUGGGGAGGCGUAGUGGAGGGGAAACCAUACCUGAAAAAGCUGGAGGACUUUGGGAACGCUGUGCUCGAAGACCUUUGGGUGGCUGUGACAAAGCUGUUUGUGAAUGAGGAUGAAGAGGCAGAGACGGCCUUGGAGGUGUCUGAGCAGGAGGUCCUCCAGGGGGCGCUGCAGAAGCAGUUCUUUGGAAGGGCAAAGCUACUGUCCAAUGCUGUGGGGAAGGUGGAGCAGGUUCAGAACAAGGGAGGAAUGCUGGUGAUCGAAGGAGGACCUGGGGAGGGGAAAACUGUCUUCAUGGCUGCUCUAGCAGAAGCCAUCCGCAGUGGACUGAAGUCUAAAACAAAACUCUGCUGUGACGUCAUCUCUUACUCCACUGCUGCCAGCCAGUCGGCGCGCUCUGUGGGAAAUCUUCUUCGAUGCCUCGUACAGUGCCUGAGAGAGAUUAAACACACACAGGAAGAAUCACCUCUUCCUCACCUCUAUAAGGAUUUGCUGUCAGAAUUUCACUCAACCCUUGGAGAAAUGAAGAAGGACAAACCUCUGGUUGUGCUGGUUGAUGGAGUGGAUCUUGUCCAAGAUGACAAAGGACAGUUUAGUUCUGACUGGAUCCCACAGCUGCUUCCUCAAGGUGUCUGUUUAGUUCUGAGCAUCUCCUCCAAUACGCCUCUGCUGCAGACUUUAGUCAGGAAAAGAGGGACGGUCCUGUUUUCUUUGGGGCAGCUCAGUAUGCCAGACAAGAGAGAGAUUGUUCAGAAAGAGCUGGACGUUUUUGGGAAGAAGCUCAGCGAUUCUGCUUUUAACAAUCAGCUCCAGACUUUAAUAACAAAGAAAGGAGCGGUGAGUCCUCUCUAUCUGCACCUGGCCUGUGAAGACCUGAGGAACUUUGCCUCCUUUGAAAAGCUGAAGGAAACACUGCAAGAUUUACCUCAGUCUCUAAGCCUGCUGGUCCAGUACAGCCUGGAGAGACUCUGCAUCCAGUACAGAACCAUACCAGGGCUCCGUUUGACCCUUGCAGCCCUCACUGUCAGCAAUACUGGUUUAACAGAGCCUGAACUGUACUCUCUGCUGAGAACCUGUAAUGACCUGUCUUCACGGGGCGAGCAGAUGACAUGGGAGGAAGUGCUGCAUCUCUCCAGGAAGCCAAAAGGACGUAUUCCCAUGGCAGUUUUCACUCAGGUUGUUAGGAAUUUACAAAGUCUGACCGGUCUGUCUCAUUGCCAAUACACCAACGAUGUUUUGGCUCUGAACAACCCAGAGGUGAAGAGAGGCUUUGAGAACUUCCUCCUCCUAACAGAACAUGACAUAGCCAGAGCUCACCUCGUGCUGGCAGGUCAUCUGUGGGCGAUGGCUGACCCGGAGGGAAAACAUACCUUCCUUCGCUCUGAGGCAAACUCGGUCAUGCAUCUGCCUUCAAGCUUGAUUCAAAGCGGACAGCUGGGGGCUCUUCACUCCCUGCUCUCCAAUUAUUAUUUCCUGCGUGCCAAUGUGAGCCUCGGCCUCCUUCACCACCUUCUAGAGACAUAUGACCUUUAUGAUAAGGAGUCAACUACUACAGCUUUACUCGACCCAGAGGGACGCCUGGACGACUGUCGAUGUUUCCUGAAGCGCCACACCUCCACGCUCUCCCUGUGGCCGGCUCUAUUUAUCCAGCAGGCGCUCAACGAACCUCCAGAAACAUCAGCUCACAUCUGGGCUAAAGGCCUGGUAGGAAAAGCAGGAGUCUGUGUGAUCGAGUGCCUAAACAGCAGCAAAGAUUAUGCUGAAGAAGGGAGUGAGCUGGUGUCAACCUUCUCCUCUGAACCCACCUGUGUGGUCCUGAGUCCAGACAAACGGCUGAUUGUGGUUGCUACGGGACGGGGAUCGCUGCACGCUGUCAGUGCACAGACUGGUCAGGAAGUAAAGUCACUGGUGAGCAGCUGUGACGGCAUCUCCAGCUGUGUCUUCCUAAACGAUGCGCAGCUCGCUUCCACCUCCUUCGAUGGACGGAUAGAAGUGUGGGACAUGCAGAACGGAUGCAGGACGGCUUUGAUUGAAGGCCACACUAAUACAAUAACAGCGAGUGACAUCACCCCGGACAGGAAACACCUCGCAACUGUGUCCCUUGAUCACACACUUAAGGUGUGGGCUGCCGCUAAAGCUAACGAGGUAGCCUCUCUGCCCAGCACCAGCCCUCUGAACUGUGUGACCUUUGACCCUGAGGGUUACCUGCUUGCUGCAGGAUGCUGGGAUGGAAGCAUCAUCGUGUGGAACUGGUUACAGAAUCACAUACAAGCUUCUCUGUGCGGCCACCGGCGAUCUGUGCGCAGCCUCUCCUUCUCCCCCUCUUCCUCCAUGCUCUGCUCCGGCUCCAUGUCCGGAGAGGUGAGGGUGUGGUCGACGUCCACCUCCACCUGUGUGGGAUGCUUUCAGGCUCACUGCGGAACCACUGAGAAGCUCACAUUCCUGGAGGAAGGAUCCAUGCUGCUGAGCGCAGGCUCCGAUCACACGCUCCAGCUCUGGUCAGGAGGACUUGGACGAUCAGUCGCUUCUUUAAAAAGUGAUGAAUGUGAGUUUGAGCCACCUCAGAAGAAGAAAAAGCUAACCUCUGAGGCAGCUGCUCUCUGCGUGGCGAUUGAUGGAGACUAUGCCGCCGUUGGUUACCACGGAGACGGCAUCAAACUCUUCAGGGUUGAUUCAGGAGAGAAGAUGUGGGUAUCUGCAGAUCUCAGUGCCUCAGUACAUUGCCUGCUGUGGGUUCACCUGGACCCAGAGCAGAGCAAGCCGGAGCUGCUGCUUUCAGGAGGAAGCGACAAAUGUUUGAGGCUGUGGAGGAAAACCGAAGGAGAAGAGGGAAUGCUUGAAGGCCUGAUACACCUGAAAACAUUUGGGGUGCAAAAAGAAAGCAUCCUGGCAGUGGAGCAAAACUCCACUGUUUUGGCUACAGCUUCAGAUGAUUUCACCAUCGCUCUGUGGCCUUUGAAGGACCUAACCGAGAACUCCUCCAUUAAAGUAUCAGCUGUGCUGAGAGGACACCAAGGAGGAGUCACCUGCAUGGCUUUCAGCCCUGAUGGUUCUCAGCUCCUUUCAGGUGGAAAAGAUAAGGCUUUAAUGUUGUGGAAUCCCGACCCUUUUCAAGCGGCUCUUCUGAAAUCCUUCCCUCACUGUCACCGAGACUGGAUCACCGACUGUGCCUGGACCCCCGACUGCACUAUAAGCUCAUCAAAUGAUGGGAGGCUUUGUUUUUGGGACUUAGAAACAGGUUCCUGUCUCAGAGAAAUCUCCUGGAGGAACCCACUUUCCUCAGUCUGCUGUGUGGGGCCGCAUGUAAUCGCUGGCUGCUCAGAGGGGACGCUGCAUGUUUGGAAGUGGCAUGACAAAACUGAAAUCUGCCACAUAUCUGCUCACAAGGAAAAGAUAAACUACUGCCGCCCCGUCCCAAACACAGUCCCGGAGAAGGAAACCAAACCAGAGGAGCUGACAGUUUUCACUGCAUCUGAUGACGGCUCCGUCCAGCUCUGGAAACCUUUGCAGGUUGAGCACUUACACGCCUUCCUGGGUCACAGUGGUGCCGUUCAUGGAGUGGCUCAAAAAGGAGGAGUCCCAGAGUUUCUGACUGUGUCUGAAGAUGGUUCACUGAGAUGCUGGAAAACAGAUACUGCUGCCAACCUGAAAGGCCCCAUCUCAGCCCUGUGCUUCUCCAAGGAUGGGGACUUCCUGCUGGUUGGCUACGAGUCUGGUUUGCUGGAGCUGUGGCAGAAUAACUCGGUGGUUGAGCAUAAGCAGGUAUCCGACGGCCCCAUCACAGCCGCCUGUUCCAUGCCUGACAGUCAGUUCGCUGUCACCUACAUGAACACCAUGGUUGUUGAUGUGUGGAAGAUGGUGUGGAAUCAACAAUACAGCAAAGCUUGCCUGGUGAAGGUGAAGAGCCACAAACAGAUCCACCCGACGAUACGCCUCUUCUACAGCUCCAUGCUGAUCGGCGUCACCAACCUGGGACAUAUGUGUGAUGUGACCAGUGAAGACCAAGACCAGUGGGGGAGUUCCUGCUCAGUCUGGAGUCAGAGCGUCAAUGUUCUGAGUGUGGUUCGCAAUGAUGAAAAAAGUGUGUGGUUGACUGGCGAAGGCGGCGAAGAUGGUAGCCUUGGCUUUUUUUUUGGCAUGGGCUCCUCAACUGAAAUAGCGACGUCUUUCUGCUCAGUGACAAUGAAGUUCAGUGACGAGAAGGAAAAAGUGGAGAAAAAACAAAGCACUAUAACAGCCAUGACAGUGGAUCAAGAGUUUGUGGUGUGUGGAGAUGAUGAAGGCAACAUGUGGUUCAAUCAACAUCCAGACAUUUCAUCAUGGAGCAAAAGAAAACCUGUCCAUCUGGACAGGAUCAGUGAGCUGAAACUCACUGACAGCGUCAUCAUCUCCGCCUCCUAUGACCGCACGCUGAAGCUGUGGGACAGAAACACCAAGAAACAGGUGGGAAUGUUUGUGUGCGGCGGUCCUGUUCUGUUUCUGGAGCUGAACCCAAGAAAACCCAGUGAGCUGGUCUGUGCUGAUGGACAGGGGAAGCUUUACUUCCUCUCCUGGAAGGAUUAGACGUCCUAUCAAAUCCCUUGCACACAUUAGCAAACUGCUUACCAAAGAUUUGUUUAGUCCUCACAAAGUGCAAUGCUUGAGUAAAGAAGACUUUAAUACUAACGAUUGCUGCAUAUUAGAAGGAAUAACUAUUUGUGUUUUUCAUGUUUAAUUUAAUCUUUGUUUAGACGUCUGAGACUCAGAGGCUGUAUGUCGUCUGAUUAGAUCUAUUUUUGUUUUUUGUCAGGUUUAUUAUCCAACAAUAAAUUGAAAAUGAAUAAUAAUUCAACCACCUUAUUCCUUGCAAUAAAUCUCCUGAAAGGUCUUAGAUUUUAGUACAUUUAUCACAUUCCAGCCACACUGACUGCUUCGGUUGUAUCAUUUGUUGAAGUGCAUUUGUUUGCGUUUAACCUUGAAACAACAUUUCAUUCAUUGAAGUUUUAGAUGGUAGUUGCUGCUAAUCCUGAGGAUAUUAAAAAAAUAUCCUCAUAUACGUCUAAUAAAAA